Molecule: messenger RNA, 2519 nt
Organism: Zingiber officinale
Lineage: Eukaryota; Viridiplantae; Streptophyta; Magnoliopsida; Zingiberales; Zingiberaceae
Product: protein NSP-INTERACTING KINASE 1-like
Exons: 10
Coding region: 487-2367 (626 amino acids)
Biological process (GO): protein phosphorylation
Molecular function (GO): protein kinase activity; protein binding; ATP binding
Source: RefSeq, a predicted model, not a curated record
UAUUAUCUCAAUGUGUCUGUUUUUAUCCCGUCAAAGCAUGGCUUGUCCCUCAGUUGGAAUCAAUUCAAAGUCGUAGCCAGGAUUUCGAGUGCAAAAAGUGUGCUUUAGAACAAUUCGUGGACCCUGUGAACCCCAUUCGCCAUUGUUGCCCCUUAACCAGCAUCAUUAACCGUGCUUUGGUCAAGUGGCUUUCAGUUCUUCAGUCUGAAGAAAGUUGCCAAGAAUGGCCGGUUCUUCUGGUAUUCGAUUCGUCGUCUCUCCGACUUUUUGGACUCGUGCUAAUUGCUUAUACCUUUAUCCUAACAUUCUACCAAGCACACUUGCAGAGCGAGUGAAUGAUAAGCUCCAUUCUCGGUCAAAACAAGUGAUGAAAAAGAGAGACACCAAUGAUCACUACUCUCCCUAAAUACUUCGUUAAGCACUCUUCCAGAUCUUAAAACUGCUCGUAGGCUGUGCCUUUGCAGCCAUUGGAAGCUGGGCAGUGCAAUGGGGGAGAACAAGGGAAGUGCUGUGUUCUUGUGGGUGGCCUUCUUCCUCUGCUCUUCGGAUUUUGCAAAUGCUUUGCUCUCCCCUAAAGGUGUUAAUUUUGAAGUUCAAGCUUUGAUGGACAUCAAAGUUUUAUUAAAGGAUCCCCAUGGUGUUCUUGGCAAUUGGGACAGAGACUCUGUUGAUCCAUGCAGCUGGAGCAUGGUCUCAUGCUCACCUCAAACCUUAGUGAUUGGCCUGGAAAUUCCUAGCCAGAAUCUCUCAGGAACUCUUUCUCCAAGCAUAGGGAACCUUACAAAUCUUGAGUUCGUUCUCCUGCAGAAUAACAACAUAUCAGGAUUAGUGCCACAAGAGAUUGGGAAGCUCUCCAAACUCCAUAAACUCGAUCUCUCCAACAACAAAUUUUGGGGUGAAAUUCCUGAUUCAGCAGGAAACUUGAAGGGCCUUCAGUACCUGAGGCUAAAUAAUAACAGUUUCAGUGGAGCAUUUCCUGUGCCUUUGGCAAACCUCACUGCUCUAAUAUUUUUGGACUUGUCUUACAACAACUUUAGUGGCCCUAUGCCCAAGUUUCCUGCCAAGACAGUUAACAUUGUAGGCAAUCCUUUAAUUUGCCCAACUGGUUCAGAACAGAGAUGUUUCGACACACCACCAGUGCCGAUCUCCUCCAACUUAAAUAACACUCAAGGUGUCCGGACUUCAGGAAGGCCGAAAGUUCGCAAAGUUCUUGCAUUUGCAUCCAGCUUUGCAUGUGUAGCUACAAUCAGCCUUGUCCUGGGAUUUUAUCUCUGGUGGAGGCAAAGGCACAACCAGAAUCUGUUCUUAGAUGUCAAUGAGCAACACAAGGAGGAACUCUGCCAUGGAAACCUGAGGAGGUUCCAGUUCAGGGAGCUGCAAAUUGCAACCGACAACUUCAGCAGCAAGAACAUACUGGGAAGAGGCGGAUUCGGAAACGUUUACAAGGGGAAACUGCGGGACGGGACGGUGGUGGCGGUGAAGAGGCUCAGGGACGGAAACGCCGCCGGCGGGGAGGUCCAGUUCCAGACCGAAGUGGAAAUGAUAAGCUUGGCGGUGCACAGGAACCUGCUGAGGCUGUGGGGGUACUGCAUGACUGCGACGGAGAGGCUCCUCGUUUAUCCCUUCAUGUCCAAUGGCAGCGUCGCUUCCCGUCUCAGAGCGAGGCCGUCGUUGGAGUGGCGGAGGAGGAAGAGGAUCGCGGUGGGGGCGGCCAGGGGGCUGCUGUACCUUCACGAGCAGUGCGACCCCAAGAUCAUCCACCGCGACGUCAAGGCGGCUAACAUCUUGCUGGACGACGAGUGCGAGGCCGUGGUGGGAGACUUCGGCCUCGCCAAGAUGCUGGACCACGGCGACUCCCACGUGACCACCGCGGUGCGGGGCACGGCCGGACACAUCGCGCCGGAGUACCUCUCCACCGGGCAGUCCUCCGAGAAGACGGACGUCUUCGGCUUCGGGAUCCUCCUCCUCGAGCUCGUCGCGGGGUCUUCGAGGGCCGCGAGCCAGAAGGGGGCCAUGAUCGAGUGGGUGCGCGAGGCGCACAGGGAGGAGGAGAAGAAGGUGGUGGAGGUGCUGGUGGACGAGGAACUGAAGAGGAAGGGGUACGACGAGGCGGAGGCGGAGGAAAUGGUGCGCGUGGCGCUGCUGUGCACGCGGCACGUGCCGGGGGAGCGGCCGAGGAUGGCGGAGGUGGUACGGAUGCUGGAAAAGGAAACGGUGCAGGCGGCAGCGUCCGGGCAAGGACUCAUGGGCGGCGUCGGAGGCAGUGGCGGACGCAAGUUCGAGGACGAGUUCGAAUUGCCGUCGGAGAGGUUUUCCGACGACUCGUCGUUGCUAGUCCAAGCCAUGGAGCUCUCCGGACCAAGGUGACGUGUCUCGUCGGAGAGCUUGUACACAAAGCUUGACAUUAAUAUAAUAAUAUGUUUUUUUCUUCCAGGUUUGUUUUUUUGCUGAAUUAAGAGCAACAAAAUAAAAUCUUCUCCAAUAAUGUUAUUAUAUCAAUUUAACUCAUUUAUCUAUAA